AUGAAUAGAGGUCUCUUCCUCUGCAUUGUGAAUGCCCUAGGUGAGUGGUCCCCCUAUUUCACUUAUAGGGCAGAUUGUUCUGGUAGAAUAGGGCUCUCGCCAUUGCAAAAGUGUACAGCAGCCAUGCGCAUGCUAGCCUAUGGCACCCUUGCAGACGCACUUGAUGAGUACUUGAAGAUUGGGAAGUGCACUGCAUUAGAGUGUUUGGACAAGUUUGCAAAGGGGGUAAUUCAGGUUUUUGGUGGGGAGUACUUGCGACGCCCCACACGGGAGGAUGUUGAGCGUCUUCUUCAGGUUAACGAGUCUCGAGGUUUCCCUGGAAUGCUAGGAAGUAUUGAUUGCAUGCAUUGGCGAUGGGAGAAGUGUCCUCUUGCAUGGAGGGGGCAAUUCACCCGCGGCGAUUAUGGAGUACCAACGAUGAUCCUAGAAGCCGUUGCUUCCCAGGACCUUCGUAUUUGGCAUGCUUUUUUUGGAGUUGCUGGGUCAAAUAAUGAUCUGAAUGUGCUCAAUCAAUCCCCACUGUUUUUUGAUGCACUGAAAGGAGAAGCCCCUCAAGUCCAAUUUUCUGUCAAUGGGAAUGAGUAUACCACAGGUUACUACCUUGCUGAUGGUAUAUACCCAGAAUGGGCUGCCUUCAUGAAGACCAUACCACUUCCCCAAAUAGAGAAGCACAAGUUGUUUGCCCAGAAGCAAGAAGGGGCAAGGAAAGAUGUCGAGCGCGCUUUUGGGGUAUUACAGUCCCGUUUUACCAUUGUCUGUCGGCCUGCACGUCUAUGGAAGAGAAAGAGUGUUGGAAGGAUCAUGAGGGCUUGUGUGAUUCUCCGCAAUAUGAUAAUCGAAGAUGAGAGAGAGCAGGAAAAAAUUCAUAUUGACUUGAAUGAGAUUCCGGGGGCUUCAUUUGCUCUACCUCCCGAAGUGAAUGUUGGUGGAGUGAGCUGUGAUGUGGUGAUUGCGGCAGCUGUUACUUAUAGCUAUACAGGAUUUAUAGAAGUGAUUUUCUCCAGCAUUACUACUCAGUGUUACUUCUUGAUGUCACAUGCUUCAGUCUUCCUAUUUCCUGGUUGCAUGGAUGGCAUGUAUAUGUAUGCUCUUUGA
Triticum aestivum (bread wheat) is the source of this 1095-nucleotide messenger RNA. RefSeq lists its product as uncharacterized. The coding region runs from base 1 to 1095 and encodes 364 amino acids. NCBI's taxonomy places the organism in Eukaryota, Viridiplantae, Streptophyta, Magnoliopsida, Poales, Poaceae. The transcript is spliced from 4 exons. The record is from RefSeq and is a predicted model, not a curated record.